AUGGGGCAGAAGCGCGCCGUGCUGGUGGGCAUCAACUACCCGGGCACGGACGGGGAGCUGAAGGGAUGCCUGAACGACGUGGCCCGCAUGCGCCGCUGCCUGGUGGACCGCUUCGGGUUCGACGAGGCCGGCAUCCGCGUCCUGGCCGACGCCGACCCGUCCACGCCGCCGCCUACGGGGGCCAACAUCCGGCUGGAGCUCGAGCGGCUCGUGGCGGGCGCGCGCCCCGGGGACGCGCUCUUCUUCCACUACAGCGGCCACGGACUGCAGCUCCCCGCCGAGACCGGGGAGGACGACGACACCGGGUACGACGAGUGCAUCGUGCCAUGCGACCUCAACCUGAUCAAAGACCAAGAUUUCACGGAGCUCGUGGCCAAGGUCCCUGACGGCUGCCGCUUCACCAUGGUCUCGGACUCGUGCCACAGCAGCGGCCUGAUCGACAAGACCAAGGAGCAGAUCGGCAACAGCACCAAGCAGAACAGGACCCAGCAGCGCCGAGAGCGCGAAAUGAAGCCUCCUCCCGGUUCCGGCUCCGGGACCGGACUCUGCGACUCCCUCGCGCGAAUCGUCCGUGGCGUGCUGGAGUCUCUGGGGGCCGGCAUCCACUGCAAUCGCCGUGGCCAGCACCAGGGCAGCAGCAGCAGCAGCGUCCAGGAGCCGGCGGACGACACGGAGGCGGCGAAGGGCGGCAGCAUCAGCAACCGGUCGCUGCCGCUGUCGACGUUCAUCCAGAUGCUCAAGGACAAGACCGGGAGGCACGACGUCGGCGUGGGCUCCAUCCGCACGACGCUGUUCCACCACUUCGGCGACGAGGCGAGCCCCAAGGUCAAGAGGUUCAUGAAGGUCAUGGUGGCCAAGCUCCGGCACGACGGCAAGGAGGAAGCGGAGCAGUCGUACGUUCCCACUCCCAGGGAGGCGGAGGCGGCGGAGGCCCUGGCGCAGGAGCAGGACACGCACAGCGUCGAGGAAGUGUACGCGGGGCCGGCGGCGGCGCCGCUGCGCAACGGCGUGCUGAUCAGCGGAUGCCAGACGGACGAGACCUCGGCGGACGCGACCACGGCCGACGGCAUGUCCUACGGCGCGCUGAGCAACGCGAUCCAGACCAUCCUCGCCGGCAACGGCAGCGGCAAGAAGCGCGGGGCGGCGGCGGUGACCAACCGAGAGCUGGUAGUCAGGGUGCGGGAGCUGCUGUCCAAGCAGGGGUACACGCAGCAGCCCGGGCUCUACUGCAGCGACGAGCACGCCAGGCUGCCCUUCAUCUGCUGA
This is a messenger RNA of Miscanthus lutarioriparius, 1266 nucleotides long. The record is from the annotation of a GenBank genome assembly. NCBI's taxonomy places the organism in Eukaryota, Viridiplantae, Streptophyta, Magnoliopsida, Poales, Poaceae.